ACAUCUUUACAUAGAACUUGCAGGAAAAACCGUUACACCAUCACCAUAUUCACUAUCUUCUUCUCUCAUGGUCACCGGCGGCGCCACCUCUGUAACCGGCGCCUCCACACCCUGCCUUUCGUGCUAGAACGCAGAUGCAUACACAAUCCCAAACAUGUCAAACACAAAAAAAUCCUGUCCAGAAUUCGAACUUUCCUUGAAUGUAUAAUGUUAUUUUGCACCUUUCUGUAUCUCCAAGCCCGUUGAUAGAAUAAUCUAGAACUAAAAGCAAACAAAAACUCAUCGAUCUCAUUAUCGUUUUCCAUUCAAAACUUCGUCCCCAAGACUGUAUGUCAUUUUGUUUGGCAUCAACUUUCUACGAAUCCCAGAUUGGGGGGUGAUUUGAUCCAUCAAGUUUAAGGUUAAAAGGAGGUGAUUGGGUCCGCUGAGAAGAUGUCGAGCUUCGUCAAGGACAUCCUGGCGAGCCCGAUACAGAUGGCGGACCAGCUGAUCAAGAUGGCCGACGAAGCCCAAACAUUCAGAAUAGAAUGUUUAGAGCUCAAGGCCAAAACGGAGAAACUCGUUGCCUUACUCCGGCAGGCCGCGAGGGCCAGCAAUGACCUCUACGAUCGGCCAACGCGGCGCAUCAUCGACGACACCGAGCAAGUCCUCGAGAAGGCCUUGGGACUGGUCGACAAAUGUUGCGGAAACGGCCUCAUGAAACGACUCUUCACCAUCAUACCCGCGACAGCAUUUCGCAAGACGUCGAUGCAGCUCGAAAAUUCCCUCGGAGACGUGCAAUGGCUCCUUCGUGUAUCUACUUCAGCCAACGAACGCGAAGACGCGUGUCUGGGUCUACCACCAAUCGCAGCCAACGAGCCCAUCUUGUGUCUAAUCUGGGAACAGGUAGCAGGGUUGCUCACAGGGUGUUCCAUAGAAGACCGCUCGGACAAUGCCGCUUCCUUGGUCUCUUUAGCUCAAGACAACGACCGGUAUGGCAAAUUGAUUAUUGAGGAGGGUGGUGUUCCUCCACUUUUGAAAUUGUUGAAAGAAGGGCAUUUAGAGGGUCAGCAAAAUGCAGCAAGAGCGAUAGGGUUACUUGGGAAGGACCCAGAAAGCGUGGAACAGAUUGUGAAUGCUGGGGUCUGCACCGUGUUUGCAAAAAUCCUCAAAGAAGGUGACAUGAGGGUUCAGUCGGUGGUGGCUUGGGCUAUCUCGGAAUUAGCAUAUCAUCACCCGAAGUGUCAGGAUCACUUUGCUCAGAACAAUUGCAUACGCUUGCUUGUAAGGCAUCUUGCCUUCGAGACCAUCCAGGAACACAGUAAGUACGCCAUUGUCAGUAAACAAAACAUGUCAUCCAUUCAUUCAAUCGUGUUGGCCAGUAACGCUCAGAAUGAUCAUGACAAGAAAACGAUGCAUGAAGAUGAAGAUCAUAAGCAUCAAGUCGCUCACCCUAUAGAGAACCAAUCAUCGAGCCAAAUGCACCACAUAGUUACCAACACAAUGGCCAUGAAACAGCAAGCCCGAAGCAAUGCAAAGCACGGGCACGCACAUGUUUCGAUUGCAGGAACGAGUUUGAAAGGGAGGGAGGCUGUAGAUCCAGCUACAAAGGCCCAAAUGAAGGCCAUGGCGGCUAAAGCGCUGUGGCAACUCUCCAGGGGAAACAUAACUGUUUGUCGCAGCAUCACUGAAUCAAGGGCUCUUUUAUGUUUUGCUGUUCUGUUGGAGAAGGGACCUGAAGAUGUUAAAUCCUUUUCAGCUUUUGCUUUAAUGGAGAUCACGGCUGUGGCAGAGCAGCAGGCGGAGUUGAGGCGUUCUGCUUUCAAACCCAAUUCCCCUGCUGCAAAAGCCGUGGUGGAUCAGCUUCUUAGGAUCAUUGAGAAAGCAGAUUGUGAUCUUCUGAUACCCUGUAUCAGAUCAAUAGGUCACUUGGCGAGGACCUUUAGAGCUACAGAAACGAGAAUGAUAGCACCGUUAGUGAGGCUACUUGAUGAAAGAGAAGCUGAGGUUUUAAUGGAAGCCACAAUUGCACUUAUCAAGUUUGCUUGCACUGAUAACUUUCUGCAUGAGACUCACUGCUCAGCCAUAAUAGCAGCAGGAGGAGCAAAGCACUUAAUCCAACUUGUUUACUUCGGGGAGCAAGCGAUCCAAAUUCCCGCACUGAAACUUUUGUGCUAUGUGGCGAUGCACGUGCCCAAAAGUGAGACGCUUGCCCAAGAAGACGUCCUCAUAGUUCUGGAGUGGAGCACGAAGCAGGCGCAAUUGAUGCAAGUACCCACAAUUGAAGAGCUAUUACCUGAAGCCAAGAGCAGGUUGGAACUAUAUCAGUCAAGAGGCACGAGAGGAUUCCAUUGAUUUUUCUACCCUAUUUAAACUCUCGAACAGACCAAAGUUUUUUGGGGUUUCCUUUUUCUACUUAUUCUCUAAAAGCCUUCGAUUAAAACUCAAAGUGUAUAUAAAACUUAGCAAAUGGUUUGGGUGAUCACCCUUCUGUGAAUUAAUUUAGGAGAAGAUCUCAGCUUGUUACA
This is a messenger RNA of Prosopis cineraria, 2507 nucleotides long. RefSeq lists its product as uncharacterized. The record is from RefSeq and is a predicted model, not a curated record. Bases 433 to 2334 code for a protein of 633 amino acids. The transcript has 2 exons. Gene Ontology annotation, biological process: cell surface receptor signaling pathway. Lineage: Eukaryota; Viridiplantae; Streptophyta; Magnoliopsida; Fabales; Fabaceae. Gene Ontology annotation, molecular function: protein binding.